Limulus polyphemus (Atlantic horseshoe crab) is the source of this 2145-nucleotide messenger RNA. Its product is annotated as neuropeptide F receptor-like. Gene Ontology annotation, molecular function: neuropeptide Y receptor activity. Gene Ontology annotation, cellular component: membrane. The record is from RefSeq and is a predicted model, not a curated record. The coding region runs from base 174 to 1358 and encodes 394 amino acids. The transcript has 2 exons. Gene Ontology annotation, biological process: G protein-coupled receptor signaling pathway. Lineage: Eukaryota; Metazoa; Arthropoda; Merostomata; Xiphosura; Limulidae.
AACAGACCGUUUUAAGAACGUCUCAAAAGAACAGAGAGGGAAAUCUAACACAGAGACUUUUGAAGCUUGAGAAAAGUAACGUAGCUUCCACAUUAACAGAAAUACUGACACGACGUCUGUUCUUCUACUUUUAUAUAUAAAAAGGGAAGCACAGUAAACCUCAAUUAUUUGAAAUGAAUGAUCUUGAAAUGGACACAGUAAAUAUUUCUACCGUCAUCUAUGACACACUUCUAAAUGAAAGCAUGGACAACAUCACCGAACAUCUAUUGAAGAAGCUACAGUCUUAUGUGAAUAACAGGGCCAUAAAUGACUCAGCUUUAACUGUUUUACUUCUGGCCUACGUCUUACUAAUCCUUGCAGGUGCUAGUGGCAAUGGUCUGGUAUGUAUGGCUGUAGCCAGAAAACCUCAGAUGCGAACCUCCAGGAACGUAUUCAUCAUCAACUUGGCGAUAUCUGACCUUAUAUUAUGUCUGUUUACCAUGCCCUUCUCUUUGGUAGAGAUUGUUCUGAAGUUCUGGCCUCUUGGGGUCAUCACCUGUAAACUAGUAGCCAGCCUCCAAGCCACCAGCAUCUUUGUGUCCACAAUCAGCAUUACAGCUAUUGCCCUGGACCGAUAUAAAGUAAUAGUCUACCCUACCCAGGAAAGUUUUCGCCCAGUCCACGCUGUCUGCACUCUUAUCUCCAUCUGGACAGUGGCCUUGUUACUGUCCAUUCCUUUGUUUAUAUUUCGCACUGUCGACCACAUCCACGUGGGGCUACCGUGGCUUGAUUCUGUGGACUAUUGUCUGGAACGCUGGCCUCUGGACCACGGCCGUGCUUUCUAUUCCGUAUUCUCUAUGAUUUUCCAGUACGUCCUACCAAUAGUCAUAGUAAGCGUUGCAUACGCCAGGAUCUGUCGAAAGCUAAAGAACAGAAUGGCUACCAAUUGCUCAAAGCUCGAGGAGAAGCAGGAACGGGAUAAAAAGAGAGUCCAGAAGACAAACAUCCUGCUAAUCUCGAUUGCUCUCAUCUUUGGCAUCAGCUGGCUCCCCCUGAAUAUUUUGAAUAUCAUAGUCGACUUUCACUACACUUUCCAGGAUCCCUCUGUCUUUCGGAUUGUUUUUGCUUGCUGUCACAUGGCUGGUAUGAGUUCGGCUUGCUCUAACCCAUUUCUUUAUGGCUGGCUUAAUGAAAACUUUCGGAAGGAAUUCAAAGACAUCUUUUCAACUUGUUACACCUCAUUUUCGUACAACAAAAGAUCCGCUAGGGGAGAGACAACGGAGUCUAUUCUGCUCUACUCAAGAGCCAAUGGGAACAAAACAGGAAGAACCGACAUUAGAAAGUACGAUACUGUAGUUGUGACAACUAAUCUGAGAUGAAUCACUGGUCAGGCAGGUCUGAAGAUCCCACCGGCCUCGUUCUCGUGGAUUCCCUCAGUUUCGAAUACAAGAAUAAUCUCCAGUUUUCUGGAAACAUCUAUAAACACACUUAUCUUCUACUAGCGCUCUAAAGUACCCUUUCUAGUCUACAUUUAAGACAAUAAUUAAGAUAACCACCUGUAUGAAUACAGGUGUAAGUUUGUGUGUGUGUGUGUGGCUGCUUAAGUGUUAAAAUAUUAUACUUCUAUUAAGUGUUUCGUGUUAUUUGAGCUAUGUAAACAAAGAUAUUGUGUAAACAAAAAGAUUGUGAUGUCACAGUUGAAUUUAGUGUAGCAGUUUCUAAUUGUAGUCUUCAGAUUCAAGAAAGCUCCAAACGGGUUGAAAGAUAAAUAGGUACGAUGAGAAGAUCUUAAUAGCUGUGUGUUCCAGUUUACGUGUCAACUAAAUAAAUGUAUAAUCUAAACAUAUAUUUGUCGUAUUUAUAUAUUCAAUGUAUACUUGUGUGUAUACGAAACUCCGUAUAUUUAGCUAAUCGUUUAACUCGUAUAUAUAUAUAUUCCAAAACAUUGCAUAAAAACAUUUCUUGAGUUAGCGUUCAGUGGCGUAACUAUAAAAGAUGGACUCCCACAUAAAACGUAAUUGGGUCCUCUACAUUUAUUCUUAUGCGGGUUCAUUUACAAUCUAUGAAUUUAGUUUCUCUCAGUGGUAUAUUAAAAUUGUAUUAGAAAUAUUUAAAUGUAAUAAAUAUGAAAGCUACUAUUAUUAAAGAAGGUAUUUUACGAGUAUA